GUUGCUUCGCUAUCCGUAUUCUCCCUCUAUCCGUUUAUGGUUUGAUAUCUCUUUCAUGUUGCUUAGACAUUUGCCGGUGGUAUAGUCGAAGCUCACGAGUGAAUCAGACUGUUACAUUUGCAGCAUGGUCUCUUAUCUGAAACGAGUUAUGUAAAUUAUGGACUGCUGUCCUUUGACGAUAUGGACCUUGGAUACAUGUGCCGACGUAUCCUUAAGCAUGCUAGGGCAAGAGUAAAUCCCGUAUUUUGUUGGGAGAAACACUCUACCAGCUUCACCGAUGACGCUGUCUCAGUCGGGUGUCGUCGAAGGGUCGCUGCCAUUACGGCAACCAGGGCAGCUGGAGCCUGGGAGUAAGGACGGCUCUAGCCAGGAGGCUGGUAUGACGGAGGACAGCACUGAGCCAUCAGGGCAACGGUCGAACAGCGGCGCUACGACACAGCCAACCGAAGCCGCGGCGGACCAGCACCAGCAGUCCCACCACGCAGCCAACCCCGGGCCAAAGCACACCUCCCCACGUAGGAGGCCCGCGCACCACGCAGCAGCCCCGGACGAUGCGGAACCCGACCCAAAUGGCACGCACACAGCACGUGCCGUCACCCCAGGCCGGCAGCCGCUGGCAGUGGGUCCUCCGGCGCACAGCAAGGUCCAGAAAGGCCGCAUCAUCGCCGCCGUCACCGCCGCUGCAGCCGCUAGCGCUGCCGCUGCCGUACCACUCGACUGGUCGUACCUGCUCGGCCAUCCAGCGGCGUUGUCAGGGCCGCUGGGCGCUGCUGCCGCCGCGGUGGCGGCAGGCACGGCGGCGGCGGCGGGUACGGGCGGUGCGAAGAGUAAAGCCGGCAGUACGACAGCGGGUACGAGCAGCGGCGCCGACAACACCACCAGCGGAGCCGCCGGAGGCCAAUCAUCCGUACGACUUAGCGGGGGGCAGUCCUCGCUCCGCCAGACGAGCCAGUCGGGAAGCGGUGCGGGCAGUUUGCUGGGUGGUCUGUCGCGGCGCGCGAAUGCGGCGGCGUCGACGCUGCCAGCAACGGCGGAGGGCAAGUUCUGCUCGGCUGUGAUGGGUGUGAUGGAGCGGCUGGCUGCGACGCAGUCGGCACAGACAGGGCGCUACCGUUCUCUUAGGAUGCAGGCCGCGGAGCAGCGUGAGGCCAUGCUGAGCACCGUGCUGAUGCCGCCGCCGCCCACGGCCGGCGCCUUCAGCUCCCGAGAGGCCGCAGCGCGCAUGGAGGCGGUGCUGCAGCGCAGCGGGGCCAGCAGGGACAACAUGCAGGCCAUUGUACAGCAGAUCCAGCAGUUCCGCGGGUUGAGUGACGACCUUCGAACCGCUGUGGCCCAGCAGUUCCACCUGUUCAGUUACCCGCCAGGGUCGUACUUGUACGAACAGGACUGCCGCUGCGACGAGGCAUUCGUCCUGAUCAGCGGAGCCGCCAUGCUGCAUGUGGAAGGGCGACCGCCGCAGCGGCUGUACCCCGGCACGGUGCUGGGAGUGGAGCUGAUGCUGCGGCGGCAGGCCGUGCCGCUCACCGUCACCACCGACCCGCACUUUGAGGCGCAGCUGGCGACGCUGUCGUGGCAGGCGUACGAAGACACGGUACGGCACUGGGCGGCGGAGAAGGUCACGGCGCUGCUGCCGGAGCUGCAGGCCAGCCAGGCGGCUAGGCUGCAGGCUGCCCUGAUGCGCGGAGUGUCGUACAGCCAGCGGCAGCCGGGGGAGCCCAUCUACGUGGGGGGGCAGGCGGCAGACCACGUGGCGCUGCUGGUGCAGGGGCAGGUGCUCGUGGCCGCGCCGCUAGAGGACACCGACCUGGUCACCACUGGGCAGAUGGUGUCGCAGCUCAAAACCCUGAUGGGCCCCCUAGCUGGUUCCAUGGUGCUCAAUGAGAUGCCGCGCAUGCCCGCGGCGCCCCGCGGCGGCCUGCGCGGCGGCCUCAAGGGCGGCAUGCGCUCUAGUGACGGGGGAGCCCGCCGCAGCAUGGCGGGCAUGCCGUCGUCUACGACGACGCCGUCGCCGCUGUCCGUAAUGCAUGGCAGCAUGGGCGUGGCGGCGGCGGCGGGAGCCAGCGGUCACACGGUUAGGAUGCGGGGGCUAAUGGAGAUGAGGGGCAGCGGAGGAGAGGGCGAGGGGCGGCAUGGGGGUGCGGAAGAUAGGGUGCUGAGGCUGCGGGGUGCGGUUGUGGAGCAUGUGGAGGAACAGCAACCGUCCGAGGCGGGCGAUGGUGGUGAUGCUAAAGCAGGUACUGCGGGCGGAAUCCGCGCGCGUAUCCUGGCACGGCGUGAUAGCAUGGCUGUGGCGGCUGCGAAUGCUUCUAGCACAAGCGGCGAGGUGAAGCCGGGCAUGGCAGCGGUUGGGGUUGCGGCACCGCCCUCGAGCGCUUCGGGCGAGGCGGCUGGGGGGGACAGCAGCGAAGGCCUGGGCGAUGGCGGCGAGGGCUCGGGGACUGGCAGCGGGCAGCAGCAACAACAGCAGCGGCGACCUCGCGUCAGGUCAGGCGGCAUGUCUGGCCGCAACAGCCGGCACAGCAAUGGCCUUAACGGUACGACGGCAGCAGCUGCAGCGGAGGCUGCGAAUGGUGGGAACGGGACAAUGGGCAUGGAGCCGGCGGCGGGGACGGAGGGCGGCCUGGAAGGGCCUGAGGAUGAUGAGGACGUGUCACCUUUCGUGCCAGCGGUAUCCGCUGCGGCGGCUGCCAGCCGUUCCGCUCGCCGGAGCUUGCUGUUCGCAGCCGACGGGGACGGCGGUGAGGGCAGCGAGCAGGCGACUUCGGAGGCUGGGGCUGCGGCAAUGAGGCUUGAUCAGGCAACUGGUGCUGCUCCUGAGGGUGCAACGGACGAGCAACAGCCUGUUCGGGAGUCCUCGGAUGCUAGCGGUACGAAACAGGAUCUCGGUCCUUCGUCCUCAACAACAGCGGUAGCGGCGUCGCGACCCGAGUCCGCGCACAGCACGGGCAUCGCUAAGGCCGAGGCCUCGCUGCUGCCGGCAACCAGCAUCACUGACCUUGCGAGCGACCCAAGCAGUGCCUACAGCGCGUACAGUGCGCGGGCGGGAACUGGGAGCGGCUCGGAGGGGUUUCCGGAGCCGCACACACCCAUGCUGGGGUUCAAGAUGGCUGGGUUUGGAGCCGUUCCCCCAGCGGUGGAGCCCUGGCGCCAAAGUCCUCGCAGCGGCGACACCUUUGCCUUCUCCCUCGGCACCGACGAAUCCAAAGGGAGCCGCCACAUGGAGAGCCCCGCCACACCCGUCCUGUUCAGCCUGGCUGGGGCUGCUGAAGACUCCGAAAGCAAACUUCACCACCCCUUCGCUCCUGCGAUCGCUGCGGAGCACAGCAGCGGCCUGGUCUCCCUCGCCAUGUCUCUUGACGGCAGCGAGCUCCCACGAGUUGAUGACCUAGCGACGGAUGCGGUUUCGGAGGUGGAGGGGCCUGCGGCGGUUGAGCCGCCGGCUGCGGCUGAGGCGCCACCGCCGCUGCCGCUGCCGGCGGCGGCGCCCGUCGCAGCUCCAACACCGUCGCCGAUGAAAGGCCUUCGGAGCAAGAUCGGCGGCGAUUCAGUCUCCUCCUUGCCGCCGCCGCCGCCUUCCGGCUUGCAUGCCGUACGGCACCAUCAUGGCUCGUCCGGCAGCCGCGUCAGCAGCCGUGGGGCCUCACCGCUGGUCAGCGGGGCCUCCACUCCGCGCUCCUCUUCAAGUGUACGACUCGCCGCGGCGGUCACCGGCUCUGAGGGCUUGCCGCCGCGACACUCACCCCUGCGUGGCGGCACCUCACCUGCCUCAUCGGAGAAUGGCGCCGCCGUGGGUCGUCGGGGGCUCAGCAGCAACUCGGGCAGCAGCGCGCGCACCAGCCAGAGCGCUGGGGGCUUGCCGCGACGGCCUUCGACGCCGACGUCGGAGGCACCCAGCGUGGAUGACCGUACGGCAGAUAGCCGAGAGUCGGCGGCGCAGCUGCUGCUGCACCACCCCGUGCUGCCGCCGUCGCCGCCAUCGUCACCACCGCUGCGGCCGUCGUCGCCGUCGCAGGCCAGUGGCACGGGCACCGGUGACGGCGCCACCGCUGAUGACGCAGCCAACUCUCAGCUAGAGCUGAAGCCGUUCUCGACUUCCGGUUCGGGUGCAGCGGCGGACGAGGGCGCGAGCUCUGCCGUCGCCAGCGCUGACGGAGGCGGAGUGGGAUACGAGGCUGACGGCGCCGCCGCCGGCGCGCCGCCGUCCAUACCGUCACGUUCACACACGCCGGACAACCGCAGCGCCGACGGCGCAGCUGAGAGCGUGGGCUCGGAGCCGUCUGUGGAGGUGGUUGGAACGCCACCCGAGACCCCGGCGACCCCCGUCCGGCCCGCCGACAACACCCCCGGAACACCCGCCACCCCAACCAACGCCGUGUUCUCCUCCGCUCCCUUUGCUGCUGCCCUAACCGAGCCCCGGCCUGCUGCCCCGCGGCAGCCCUCUAGGCUUCGUCUCAGCUCCGGGGACCACCAGGUUGCCCCCUACCACCUGUCAGCCGACACGCAUGGCAGCAACACCGCCCCCGCCGCCCUCCCUCCCAGCGCCCCCGCCGCUGGCGGCUUCCCUGACAAGGGCCAACAACCCGGUAUGCGCUUGCGAAUGGGCCCGGGCGCCGAGGGCAUCGACGGCCGCCGUUCCAACACGGGCCGUGCCGGUCCCAACUUCGGCACUCCCGGCGCCACCGUCGGCGGCGGCGCCGGCAGCGCCCUCGCACGGCGCAGCGAGCUGGGCCCUGGUGGCCACUACAUCAGCCCGCUGGGAGGUGGCGGCGGCGGCGGUGGGGGUUCCGGCGCCGCGCAGCCGCUGGCCAACGCGCUGGCGGCGCAGCUGAAGGCGCACCACCACAAGGUGGCGGCGGUGUACGGCGGCCCGGUGGUGUUUUGUGAGGAGGCGCUUGCGCCGCUGCCGCCGGCGGACAAGAAGGCUGUCAGGGUGGCCGCGCACAGCGCCAUCGCCACGCAGCGCUGCGAGCUCAUCCUCAUCCCCGCCUCGCUGCUGCGCUCGCUGGUGCCGCCGCCGCUGCUGCCCAAGCUGGAGGCGGCGGCGGUGGGCGCGCAGCGGCGGCUCAUGCAGGCCAGCGGACACGUGGUGGACACAGCGCCGGUCGCCUGGCCCGCCGCCGCCGACCGCAUCCGCAUGGUGCUGGCCACCCCGCCGGGGCAGCGGCAGCCCUGGCAGGUGGAGCUGCUGGCGGCCGCCUUCAGCCACCUGCCAGCAUUCGCGCGGCUGACGUGGCAGGUGCGGCUCAAGGUCUUCCAAGAGCUCGAGUACCGCAGACUGGAUCCUGGAUCCCAAUUGGAUCUCGCCAAGCUGGACGUGAGCGAGGCGGGUGGUGCGCAGCCACGCCCCUCACAGCCACCCAACACGAAGGGCGAAGGAGCACUGGGGCCAGAGGCCAGCAGCGGCAGUGUCGGCACCGAGGCAACGAGAGGGGGGACUGUAACGGGUACUGGCGCGGGUGCGCCUCCAGCUGCAGAGAGUAGCAAGGGGACUGACCCAGGGGUCGGUUCCCACGCUUCGGAGCAGACGGCUGUCGGGGAUGCAGGUGCAGCUGCUGCGUUGGCUGCGUAUGCAGAGGCGCUGGCAGCGGAGGUGGGUGCGAUGCCGGAGAGGGCGCAUGACGGCGCUACUGUCACUGGUAGUAGUAGCGGCGGCAGCGUUCCCGGCAGCAGGGCUGCUUCGAUGGAAGGGGAGAGUUUGGAGGGGCAGGAAGCCGCAGCGCCGCCAGAGAAGUCAGGGGAAGCGGCGACUGGUGACGAGGAUGUGACAACCCCAACAGACGCAAUCGCAGUCUCCGCAGGUGUCACGGAUGGGAGCGAAAAGGCUCGCCAGGGCACUAUUGUAGGCGACACGGAGGCCGCACAGCCGCAGGCGCCGCCGGCUGCCACCGAGGAAACCCAACCGGAUGGGGAUUCUAACGGCGAGGCCCUGAGCAAGGAAGCCCCGCAGGCAGAAGCGGACAGGACCGCAGGCAGCGUCCGCGGCAGCGAGGGCGGCGCGUCAAACGCUGCCAGCACCGGCGAGUGCUGCGGUACGGAACAUGGCGGUGCGCUGUCGGUCACCACAACAGCGGCGACUGCUGACGGCAGCAGCACCUGCAGCGGCAGCAGGACCGUCACGGGUGCAGGCGAGUCCGAUGCGGCCGAUGUGUCGCGGCCACCCACGCACCGCAAGCAGUCCUGGGCUGAGCGUUUCGGCAGCCGGAGCAGCCGCCACAGGAUGCCGCCGGCUGCCCAAGAAGCGGCUGCUGUCACAUCCCCCGCCGCGGCCGCAGCAGCAGCUGGCACAGCCGGGACCCCAGAUGGCUCAAAGGUGGCGGCAACAAUGGCAGCAGCAGGAACCGUUGAAGGUACACAGCCAAAUUCCGCCGGCUCUCGCAGGGAUUCCGCGGCGCAGGGUAAAGCCGCCUCAGCUGACGCCGCCGAUACCAGCGGCGGUGGCGGCAAGGAGGGAGCCCAAGGCUCCAAACGCUCCUCAGGCUCUGAGCCCCACACCGUUGAAGCCCUGUUCGACCCGGUGGCAGCGGAGCCGCUCAUCCCCUCCCUGGCUCUGCGCCGCAACAGCACCUCCGUCACCGACCUCGACCUCGCCGGCGCCGCUGACUCCACUGCCAGCGGCACCGGCGACGCGGAGGCGGCGCCGCCGUCACGUGCAUCCUCCUGGACGCCGUACGACGUCAGUGGCGACGCCGCCACCGUGGAUUCGACGGCGGCCGGGGAGCGCUCGCCGGAACCCGGCGGUCACUCCUUUUGGGAGGGCGACCCGCCGGACAGCGCGGCCGGCUUCAGCAUGCCGCCGCGGCUGGGGACCGCGGAUACCUUCCUGUCUGAAGCGCCGUCGCAUUCGCUUCGCAGCACUGGCAGCCUCGCAAGCGGCCGUUACGGCAGCCUGCGGGAGGGUGACGUGCUGCCGCAUUCGUCGUCGCCCGGGGCGGAAGAGGGGGAGCUGGAGGAGGCAGCGCCGGCGGAGGCGGAGGCGGCUGCCGCCGCUGCUGAGGCGGCGGAAGCGGCGGUGGGGGUAGCGGCGGAGUCGUCACGGAUGUCCUCGAGGCCGUCGGAGGUGGGCCAGGAGGCUCCGGAGCGGCUGCUGCCCCGGAAGCGCGAGGCGGUUGCGGUCAAGCUGGACGACAGGGCCUACUGGUGCCUAAGCGGCGCCAUAUCUCUGGAGAUCCAGCUGCAGCCCCCGCCGUACCCAGAUGCGCCCCCAGCUGACAGCGCCACCCAACCCGCAACCCCCACCAACCAACCCGCCAGCCCCCACCACCGCCAUGCACCCCCCUCUCCCGAGCACUCCGACAUCUCGGGUUUCACCGCCACCACCACCUCCAAGGCCAGCCCCUCACACUCGCCAUCCCCGCCGCCACACCAGCAGCACCAGCACCCGCAGCCCUCCUCUCCCUCUCCCUCGCUUCCGCCGCCGCCGCCAUCGCCGCCGUCGCUGCAGCAGCUGCAGCUAGCACACCCAGGCGACGCCUUCAGCGGCGGCGCACUUGCCGACGCCACCACCGCCGCCUUCAGUGCGGCGGCGGCGGCAGCCGCCGCCGCCGCAGCUCAGGCCCGACCGUCUUCACCAACCCUAAGCACCGAUCCCCGCACCGUCUCCUUCACCUCCGUCGCACCUUCCCCCGGCGCCUCCGCCGCCGCCGCCAGCGGCUUCACCUCCGACGGCGCAUCCACCAUGACCGCCGCCGCCGGCAGCGCCGCCGGCAGUUCGCCUGCCUCGGAGGCGCACCAGCACUUCCUGCAGGGCCUGCCGUUGGGCAGCAACCUCAUUCGGGCGAGGGUGGUGGGUGAGGCGCCGGCGGAGGUGCUGUGCAUGAGCAAGCCCAUGUUUGAGCUGAUGGCGAGCGGUGUGGGGCGCAGCGUGCCGCCCUCGGCGCUGCCGGUGCUGGCGCGGCAUGUGGAUUGGCUGAUUGGGGUGGACCUGCAGGCCAUGGCGAAUGACCUGGCGGGGCGCUACAGGCUGGAGGAGCACAAGCAGGGCACUGAGCUGCUGCGGGCGGGCGAGGCGGCGCCGGUGGUGUUCCUGGUGGCGGCAGGCGAGUGCCUCAUGCGGGGCCCGGUGGUGGGGCUGCGCGACCCCGCCAGUGUGGCAGAUGGACUGGACCUUGCAACCCUUCGUGAGGGCGCCACGUGUGGGGAGCUCAGUCUGCUGGCAGCACGCCCGCUGUGGUACACGCUGGUGGUCUCCUCCCCCAGCGCCAAGGUCAUCUCCAUCGACCUGGCGGCGCUGCGCACCUGGUUGCUGACGUCACCGCUGGGGCAGGCGGCGGCGGCGGAGGUGGUGGCGGCGGUGGCGGAGGUGGACAUUGCGUUGUACGGCAGGGCCGUCAAGCAGAUUGCAGCGAUGGUGAUGUGCGGGAAGCUGGACCUGGCGCUGUUCACUCCGCCCAUGAAGUCCAUUAUUCGGCGCAUCAUGGAGGACGAUGCCGCCGAGAUUGCAGCCACGCUGCAGCACCAAAAGGAGCAUGCAGAGGAAAAGGAAAAAGAAAAAGAGCGGGAGAAGGAGCGCGAGCGGAAGGUUCGCUUGGGAGGCGGCAGCGGCAGCGGCGGUGGCGCCAGUGGCGGCGCCAGCGGUGGACCCAUGGGUCUCUCGGCGCUGGCGGGGAGUACGGCGGUCAACCGACCUCGAUCCAUUGUGAUGGAGGGAUGGAGCCAGGUGGAGGCCAUUGCGGCGUCAGUAGCUCGGCCGUACGACCCCGAGGCCCAAUCCUGGGAGCUAAUAGCGCAGGCCCAGUACGUCGCCUCCCGGCGGCAGCAGCAGCGCUACCUGGACUCCCUCUUCAGCCGCUCCGAACUCGCGACCGAGGAAGACCCGGCGGGUCACGCCAGCGGCGGCCAGCGCAUCGCCAUGCCGGCGCCGGGACUGGUGGCGGCGGCGCUAGCGGAGCCGACGGCUGUACGGAACCCCAGAAUGUACGACAUUCGGAUUGUGCCGAAGGACCUUAGAGGCCGCUACGUGGAGGCUGCCAGGCUGGGCUGGGAUACCUCCUUCCUGCCCUCGCAUGAGCUGUCAGCCAUGAUGGACGCUGAGGUGCAUGUCAAGCACGCGGCGCUGGGGCUUUUGACGCAGCAGCAGCAGCAGCAGGAAGGGCAGCUGGGGCGGUCGCGACAGCUGCAGCAGCAGCAACAGGACCAGUUACAGAGGCUGCAGUCAGAGCAGCAGCGGGCCAUGCACACAGAGCUCUCGCGGUCGUUUCCACAGUCCUCGUCGCAGCAGCAGCGGAUGUUGUCGGGAGAAAUCUCCUUCUCCACGGCUUUGGCCAGCACCAGCAGCAACGCCAGCGGCGGUAGCACCGGAGGCAAAGCCGUUCUAGGCGCCUCUAAUUGCCUGCUUCCUCGACGUGCCGGCGCCGCUGCCCCCGCCCCCGCUCCCGAACAUAACAGUACGGCACAUCCCCGUACAACAGAGCACCACCACCACCACCAGCAUCAUCACCUUCAUGCAGCACACGGCACGGCAUCAUCCCCAGCUGCUCCCGUCGCCGCGCGGCUGAACGCGUUGGAUCCCCAUGCCCGCCUGCAGGGGCCCUCUGCCCCCAACAGCCCCUCCUCCUCCUCCUCCCUCGUACCCGGCGCCGCUGGUACAACCCCGCCCAAGUCCGCCAGAUCACGCCUGCACAUCACCACUGCCUCCUCCGGCAUGGCUUCCGUGGUUUCUCUGAGUCCUGAGCACGGCAUGGAAGCGCCUUGGGACGCUCAGGGACGCCUGAGGGUGGGCAAGCCCUGGGAUAACCCUGGAGCCGACGGUCAUGGCGGCGGCGGCGGCGGCGACGGCGGCGACGUUGUUCUGAUGACGCCGAGUCGCCUCCGUCGGGAGCUCGGCGCCGCUUCCGGUUGGUCGCUCGCGCAGCUGGAAGAUUUGCGGCGGAAGAGCGCCAUCUUACUGAGUGGGCCGCCGUCGUCAGGAUCCACAGCAGCCCUGGAUCCAGAAUUUCAAGCCCAGAUGGAUGAUCUGAGGAACAUGUACGGCAGUACAGCCGGCAGUGAUGGUUUCAGCGGGUUUGCUGUUGGCGGCGGCGGCGGCGGCGGGCUGGAUGAGGGUGGAGGCGGUGGUGGCGCUGCUGCUGCUGGUGUUGUGGCGUCGGUGGGAUCACCGCAUGCUCCGCACUACCGGUCUGGCAGCUCCCAUCAGCUGGAAAUGGUGGCGGGUGCGGGUGCUGGUCACAAGGCCGGCAGCAGCGGCACGGGUAGCCCUUCAAGACUGCGAGCGGUGUCGUUGGCCACGCAGCCGCCCGUCCCGAGCCCCCUGGGCUGCCCUCCCAACAGCGCCAACUCCAGUAACGGUAGCAACCCUAACUCGAACCCUAGCUCCCUGCGGCGCGGGAGGAACAGGGCGGCAGGGACCGGCGCCACGCCUCCUAGCAGCGGCACACCUCCCAUGUUGUCCGUAAUAGAGGAGGAGGAUGUGCACAACCUCUUCUGGACGUCCACGCAUUCUCCGCACUCUGCACCGAAACCCGGCCCGCCUGCCGUUGCGGCGGUGACGGGAACGCCGGGAAGCAUGGCGGCGGCGGCUGGCGGCGGCGGCGGCGGCGUCGGAUCGACGCUACCGCUCAAGCCCCUGCCGCCGCUGCCGCCGCCACACGACCAGCUACGGCUCAUGAAGCACCCUCCCGUCGCAACGCCGCCAGCUGCAGCGCCGACGCCAGCAUGGGCGACCGCGGUUGCCGUACCAGGCACUGCUGACGUCAUCGCCGCGGCACCUCCGGCGGCGCCAGCACCCGCAACCUCAGCCUCGACUACCUCUGCCACUGCUACUACCGGCAAGGCCGCCACAGCCAGUGUCGUGGACGGCCCCACUCCCUCGCAGUCCGCACAAGGCACCAUUGCGGCGAGGAGGAGCCGGAUACAAGCCCGCACGGCGGCGCCGCCGGCGCCUGAACCCGUGGAAUCGCCGGAUCGUUCGUUCUGGGUCCGCGACCGGCUACACGACCCUCAGGGCCUCGCCCAGAGCGUCAUCUCUGACGCUGCUGCCCGCGCCGUCAGUGCCGCCGUCACCCGGCCUCAGGAGCCCCCACUCACCGCCGCCACCACCACCGCAACCCUAACAGCCACAACCUCCACAAUCUCCUCCGUCAGCCCUGCGGAUGCCUCCGCCGGCACUGCCGUCACCGUACCUGCCACGCCAGCCACCGCCGCCGCCGCCUCAGCCCGCGCCGGAUCCGCCAGUGCAAACGUGCUCAUGGCUGCGGGCGGCCGAACCGGAAUCCCAACCAUUGGUCGGACGAGGAAGCUGCAGCCGCUGAAGCGCAACGGCGCGGGCGCUGCCGUUAGAGCCCCCGGCGACGGCGGUGCAGCGAGUGAGGGUGUUGCGGUGGCGGCGGGGCAGGCAGGAGGUGCUGGGGCCUUGCUGGCGGGUACGACAGCAGCAGCUGCCGGGAACCCUGCGGCGGCGUUGGCGGAUGCGGAUAUGCUGUUUGUCACCCUGCAGCUGCCGCCGGCUCCCAAGCUUCUACCGGAGUUCCCCUCCCCUGCCGCCGCGAGAGAGGCGGCGGAGGCGGCAGCGGCCGCGGAACAGGCGGCGCGGGAGGCCCGUUUAGCAGCCGCCGUAGCGCAUCCCAGCGCUCGGCCGUUGUUCGUACGACCUGAUCUCAAGUACGUUCCGCAGUAUCUACGGCAGCGGCAACGGUCGCCCGUACUGCCGCCGCCUGUACGGCAUCAGUUGGAGGAUGCCGAAUCUGACAGUUGGGUGGUUCCGUCGUACAGCAGCGAGUAUGGAUUCAAGGAUGGAUUCUAUGACGAGAACAGCCAGGUCAUCUACUUUGACUAGUCGCGAAUCGAAUGUGCGUGAUGACUGAGGCGUUCAAAGGCUUGCUAUAUUCAUGCUUGAUUCAAAAGGCUUCCUUGGAAAAGGACAGGAUAGGAAAGUUGGAAAGCCUGGUGGCAGGUGGUUUUGUGACGAACUGCCUGUCACCGCUUACUUGUUUGGCACGGUGAUGGUCAGAUGGCUUAUGUUGGCAACAGUAACUGAUCAUACAUGUCGUACAAUAAGCUCGUACUGCUGCUGCUCGGCACUGGGAUGUACGACAUCUUGAUGCCAUGUCGCCGUACAGGUGCCCCUUACUGAUUCAUGAGGCAGUGCAAGAUGGAUCACCUGUCGGCCCAUGCAAUGUCGUGGGCGUUAGUGUUGUCGCGGUGGUCUCCUUCCUUCAUUCAAUGUAUAUCCGCUGCUGCUGCUGCUGCUUUUGUGAAGCUUCGUGUGGCUAGGCAUGGCGCAUUGGAUAGAUUGCGGUAUGCUCUGUAGUUGCCGCCGCAUGUGUGCUUCCAUCUGCCGCAUGCUAUUGUGUUGGCUUGUAGUUGAGGACAUGCUCGGGGGCGACCGGCAAAAUGACAAUAAUUAACGGGGACGUAGAGAUGCCGGUGCAGCGCUGCCUUAGCGAGGUCAUGCGGGUUACCGGUAAUUCGGUUAUAGGCACGGCGCACCUUGUGUGAUCGGAGGUCGCAGCUGUCUUUUUGAACCUAGACUUCGUUUAGCCAAUAGUAGGUCAUGUUCGUUGCCCUGCGAGGCAAACGUCCGCGCAAUCGACCCAUGGGUCAAUUUCCCUUUCGGCAGACGACCGGGACCAACUGAGAGUUGAGAGUAAAACAACAGGUCAAUGUGGUUCGAUACUUCUUGUUUAAAA
Molecule: messenger RNA, 12623 nt
Organism: Astrephomene gubernaculifera
Lineage: Eukaryota; Viridiplantae; Chlorophyta; Chlorophyceae; Chlamydomonadales; Astrephomenaceae
Source: the annotation of a GenBank genome assembly